AUGGAGUUGUCUUUAAUUGCUCGUGUCCGGGAUGGCCUUAUCCUCACCACCUCCAUUGAAGGAAACGAUAGGGUAUGUUAUUUUGCACUAGUUUCAUGUGAAAGAAAUUCCCUUCGGUCACCUUUCUGAUUAUUUUUAUCUCAGCACGAUUCGAAUCUGGUGAAGUAUUCCAAUCAAGCAAAAAUGUUGUUCAAAAAACUGAAUGGCGCCCCAGCAGAACAAUCCGUUGAAUCCGGACCUUACGUUUUCCAGUAAGUUCCCGAAGAUUGAGGAAUUUUCAUUUGUUAACAUUUUUACAGCUACAUCAUCAAAGACAAGAUCUGUGCUCUGGUCUUAUGCGAAAGAAACUUUCCGAGAAAGACGGCGUUCGCUUAUUUAUUGGAUAUUGCAAACGAGUUCAAUAGCCAGAAUUUCAAUAAAAUCGAGACCGUUGUUAGGCCUUAUCAUUUUCUUGAAUUCGGUGAGAUUUUUUUCUGGAGAAAGUAAUUUGUGGCCAUUUUCAGAUAAAUAUAUCCAGCAAGCUAAAAGGAAGUAUGCUGAUAACGGGAGGUUCGUGUUGCAGUUUUUUUCAAAUUUUUAUUUUUACGCUACAAAAUUUCUAAGGUUUAGUAGGAAACUUACGAAGCGUUGUUUUUUAUUUAUAGAUGCAACUUGAAAUGGAAUAUUGAGAGAUUGAACCUUUCUUAAGCGUUCCAUAUUUUUCAAACUACUACAAAGGUCCUGAAAUUUUUCUAUUCGAAGUGGUUUUUUUCUUUUGAUUUUCGGGAUGAAAAUCGCUUUUGAAAUAAAAAACUUUGAAAAAAGUUCGAAUCUUAAAUUGAACUGGAAAAUGUCUUUUCAAGUUUCUCAAGUUUUCAAGUUUGGAGAUUACAUUUACAUUAUAAUGAUUAGCGUUUUUAUUGAAAGUCAGUUGCAAAGAAAAACUGAAGAUAAUCGAAAACCAUCACAUGUUAAAUGUCACACAUGAUUUUUUUUUGUAUCUUUGAAAGAAGUUUCAACGUUUUUUGAUCUUUCCUCUGAAACUUCACAAAUAACUUGUUUUCAGAAGAUUUUUUUUCACUGUUUUGUUACUCCGAACACUUUUGAUCUUCAGAUUUUCGAUGGACGCCGUUUCGAAUGAAUUGCAGGAUGUCACUCGGAUCAUGUUCUCCAACAUAGAAGACGUUAUUCAUCGUGGAGAAGCUCUAAACAGUUUGUUUUUUUUUUUGAGACUAUAUACUGAAAUUGUACUCAAAGUCAAAGAAAAUUGAUAAAACCCCGGAAAAAAACCUUCGGAACGGAACUUUUAAUCAAUAUCUUCAAUUUUUUUUGUUUUGAUCAAGUAGCUUCUAGUUUUGAUGAAAAACUUAUUUGCAGUUUUGGAAAAUCGGGCCACCGAACUUUCCGGUAUGAGCAAAAAGUUUCGAGAAGACGCCAAGGCUCUCAAUAGAAGGUUUUUUGAAAGAGUUUCCCAGAUAUGAAAUAACUUUUUCAGGUCCACAAUUUUCAAAGUUGCUGUCGCAGUUGGUCUUUGCGGUCUCAUUUUCUUCAUCCUCCGAUUUGUGCUAUUUUGAAUUUUCUGAAACUAGCACAUACUUCUUAUUUUCUAGUAUUUGGGUAUGGGUUUCACUAAAUUUUUAUUCUCUUCUCUGGUCAUGUAUUUUUACGUUGUCUAUAUAAAAGUUCGAAUUCCCACACUGCUGGUUUUUAUUUAAUUGUUUUAUGUGUUUGAGUUCAAGUGGUCCUCUCGCUCAUAAUCAUCGUUUGUUUUUUGUGUCCAUCGAAUGAAACUUCCUGUUUAUGUUUUGAACGUGGAUCAUGGAUCAAAAAUUUAAAAAAAAAUGAUAGCUGAUUGGUGUAAAAAUUUUCUUUACACGGUUGCCUUGCAACUUUCAAAUUGUGAAAACAAUGUUAUUGAAGUAUUUUUUUCAGAGGUGCAUUCAAAACGUUCGGAAAACUCAAUUCAUUUAUGUAACAAUCCUUAAAUUUUUAUUCUUCGAGUUUUUUUCAGAAGUUCUAUUAAUUUUAUCAAAUCCGAACUUCUUAACUGAUAUACAUUCACAAAGUCGUUCAGUGUUCAAAUAAAAUUCCCUUUGAAUCAUUAAAUAAUUGAAGAGAUGUUUGUCGGUUCCAAAAACUGUCUUUGACCAAGAACGGCCCUUAGAUCCGCACAUCUUUUUUUUUUUGAGUUAAAUGGACGAGUUUUGAGUUUCCCGACGAUCAGAUACUUCUCCAUGUAGCAACAAUACGGCGCUCAGCUUCCUCAGAGCCGACGGGCGUUGGAUUAAAUCUCAGACGAGAAUGUAAUGUUGUAUUUGUGGUCUUUUUUUUCUUGAAACAGAAACACUGUCAGCUAUGAGAGCAAGAAACUCCACAAAAGUAUCCAAAAAAAAUGUUUACAAAAGAUGGUAAAAGGAACCUUCUGAUAGGGUUCGUAGUUUUAAUUACAAGCAAAAAUUGAUGUUUCCUUGACGAGUUUUUUUGUUCCGAUUUUUUUUAUUAUCCGUUUUCUCCUUUCAAGUUCUACUGCAAUAUUUCUUUCCUGAAGGUCAGAAAAAAAGUUGAUGAGAUCAAAGUCGCGUGACGGCCUACGAAGCAAGUAAUUCAAGCCUUCUAAUGUGGGCUGUUUAUUCAGGACAUAAUUAAAACUUGGGCGCUUGUUUUAAUUGAAAACGGCACAAAAGCAAAAUGACAAUAAGUGCGAAAUUGCCUUCUCUUCUCGUUAUUUCUCAAUGAUGAAGCUGAAGUUCUCAGUUUUUUUCCAUUUAUUCUUCCCCACAAAUAUGUAUCAUGCAGUCCGAGCCAUUACUUUUUUCAUAAGUCACUAUUGAAAAAAAAGUUCUAAUGUCUUUGAUCCGCCGUCUGUUGUAAGAUAAUGGGUACAAUUUGUUUUCCUGCAACUUUGAUUUUUGUCAAAAUAAUAAGAAAGUAUGAAAAUACAUGUUUUCUGUAAAAUAUUGACAAAAAAUAUUUUUGUCAAAGCAUGACAGUUUCUGAAAUGUUUUCUGAAAGGUUAACUGCUUUCGAAAUAGUUUCAUUGAGUUAUCUGAACACUCUGAGUUUCAUUCGUGAAAAAAAAACAUGGUUUUCGAAGUAUGAAGGUUUUUGAAAAUCCACUUUGAAUGAAUUGGAUGACGGAUGUUUGCAUAAAACCAAAGGUCGAGUGAAUGUCGAAGCGUACAUAAAACAACCACCUCCCCUCAAAAAAGGUCAAAAAGUAAUUUUUUUUCCUUUUUUGUCGAAACAUAGACCACGGCUGUAUUUACUAAGAGAAGGCGUUUUCGUAAGCACAAUUCCACCUGCACAGGGAGCAGCCACGCCCCUCGAAGAGUUGCUCGAGCUCCUUCUCAGACGGCAUCUUGUGCUGCACAUUAUCAAGGCUCGUAGGUUUUUCCUCUCAUUAAAUCUUUCAUUGAAUGUAGUAACGUCUUUUAACUUAUAUCAAGCUUCCAGUCCAAAACGUAGUGAUGAAAAUCAACCAUAAAUUCUUCAUAAAUCAUUUCCAUGAGACUCAAAGUUUAAGAAUAAUUCAGAAGCAUUGUAGAUCGCACGUCAUUUUCAUCUUGACUAAAUUCUUUUUUAAAGUUUAAUACCGGAUUCCGACUUUUCUAAUCGAAAAGAUCUUGCCCACAAUGAUGAGUCAAUCUUCCGAUGACUUGCUUGAAUGCUCUUCCUCCUUCGGAAAUCUUACACUUCAUCCUUUUCUCUCCUCGUUUUCUUCUAUGCCAUUUAAUUCAUGCUUUUGAGUUUCAGGUAAAAGUCUACAAUGAAUUGGCUACUUUUGACAAUCCUUUCCUUCCUUCUCAUCGGAAGUGAGUUAUAAUCUUUUCAGACAGUUUUUUUUUUACAAAAUAUUAUUUUCAGGCAGCGUCGGCGAUAUUUUUUCGCCUAUUGAUGAGUACGGCUCAAUCUUCGAUUCAGAUAACAUGCCUCGUCUGGAGAAAAAGUGGCUCCGAAGAGAACCUAGUAUACGGUAACUCUGGAGAAUUUUAUUUUCUCCAAGACACUUUAUUGCAGAUUUGUGAAGCGAGACGGUCGUUGGCCGGCUCUUCCGGAUUAUCAAAUUUUCAACUUUUAA
This is a messenger RNA of Caenorhabditis auriculariae, 4057 nucleotides long. NCBI's taxonomy places the organism in Eukaryota, Metazoa, Nematoda, Chromadorea, Rhabditida, Rhabditidae. The record is from the annotation of a GenBank genome assembly.